Cryptomeria japonica (Japanese cedar) is the source of this 3051-nucleotide messenger RNA. RefSeq names its product E3 UFM1-protein ligase 1 homolog. Gene Ontology annotation, molecular function: UFM1 ligase activity. The record is from RefSeq and is a predicted model, not a curated record. The transcript is spliced from 20 exons. Gene Ontology annotation, biological process: regulation of proteasomal ubiquitin-dependent protein catabolic process; protein K69-linked ufmylation; response to endoplasmic reticulum stress. NCBI's taxonomy places the organism in Eukaryota, Viridiplantae, Streptophyta, Pinopsida, Cupressales, Cupressaceae. The coding region runs from base 176 to 2683 and encodes 835 amino acids. Gene Ontology annotation, cellular component: endoplasmic reticulum membrane.
UGCAUUGACACUCCGAAUUUUUACGAGUCAAAACACUUCUUUCUGCAAAACCCAUUUUACUGUCAUAAUAAAUACCACUUCAAAUUGCCCUUUAUUGCGACCGAAUUACAAAUAGGAGUUACAGUAGAUGCACAUAUUUGGAUCGCCCCUGUAAUUCAAUCGAAGAGGCGAUAAAAUGGACAUUGAAUUGUUGGAAUUGCAGAAGCAAUUUGAGGCAGCUCAGCAAGAAAAAUCAAGCGUGAGGUUAUCUGAAAGAAAUGUGGUCGAGCUCGUCAAUAAAUUACAGCUCCUCGAUUUACUCGACUCUGAUCUCCUUCAUACAGUCUCUGGAAAAGAAUAUAUAACUCAGGAUCAGCUGAGAACUGAAUUGGAGGCAGAAAUACAGAAAUUGGGCCGAGUAUCCUUGAUUGAACUGGCUGAUAUAAUAGGAGUUGACCUAUAUCACAUUGAGAGGCAGGCUGAAAGUAUUGUUGCAAAUAAUGAGGAGCUAAUGCUUGUACAAGGGGAAGUAUUGUCACUUAAAUAUUGGGACUCUGUAGCUGAAGAAAUCAACGAAAGAUUGCAAGAGUCUAGUCAAAUCUCUUUGGCUGAACUUGCGGCUCAAUUGCACGUUGGUUCAGAGUUGUUAACUAGUAUUUUGCAGCCUCGUAUAGGAACAAUUGUACAAGGGAAAUUAGAAGGUGGCCGGUUAUAUACUCCUGCAUAUGUUGCUCGUAUCAGGGCCAUGAUACGAGGAGCAGUACGAGGAAUAAUGGUACCAACAAACUUAUCAUCUGUUUGGAGUUCCAUAAAUAAUUUGCUUCAACAAAUGGAUGGAGGAGGAAGUAGUACUAGCUCUACAGAAGGCAUCCUUUUCCAGACUUUGUUGAAUGGCCUUAUUAAAGAUGGGGAAGUUCUUGGUUCACUUCGCUCAGGAGUGUCUUGGACACCAGCUGUAUUUGCUCAUGCACAACGUGAAAGUGUGGAAUCUUUCUUUUCUCAGAAUUCAUUCAUUGGUUACGAUGUUCUUCACAAGCUUGCAAUUCCUCAGCCUAAACAAUAUUUACAGUCCAAAUAUCCUGAAGGCAUACCUCUGGAGACAGUCUUUGUGCACCCUUCAAUGAUUGGCAUGUUAGAUGCUGCUGCAGAAGAUGCUAUUGACAAUGGGGGAUGGUUUGACUGUCUUUCUAUUCUGCCUGCCUCUUUUGGGACUCAGGAUGCUGCUAAGCUGUUAGGCUUAUGUCCUUCUGUUCAGAAGGCUUUGAAGGAUACAGUGGCAACUGUUUUGGCAGAUACAUGUGUUGUGAGUAGUGAAUUUGUGAAGGUCUUGUUUGUGCAAUUGGAAAACCAUGCUGAACACUUUAUUAGAGAUAAAAUGGUUUCCACCCAAAAAGUAUAUAGAAGUCAGACUUCAAAUUCUGAUGGCAUUAAAACUGGAAGUGAUGCAAGCCAGCUGUCAAAAGUUGAUUUCAAUAAUGGCAACUCCCCUGUUUUUGACGAAAAAAUUGCAGAUAAGGAAACAAAGAAGAAGAAAGGUAAGGGCGGAAGUGUUACAAAGUCACCUAUAGUUGACAAUGUUGAUGAGAAUCAAGACAGUAAAGGAAGCAAGGUUAAGAAGAGGCAGAGUAAGAAGGGAGACAGUAAAUUAGCUGCAGGGGGAGCGAAGUCUAAUCAUAAUAAAGGAUCAGAAAAAGUUGUGAGUGAGGAGAUUGAUUUACCAUCAGAAGAAUGGAUACUGGAGAGGUUUUUGGACUGGCACCCAGAUCUAGAAGGUACUGGAGCAGGUCAAGAAGAUACAAACACAUUGGCAAGAUCUUUAGUGAUGCAUUUGAGACCUAUGUUGACUGCAUCUUGGAAAGCCAGAAAACAAGCCAUAAUGGCAGCAAAUUCUGAGAAAAGACGGCAUGUUUUAGAUAAAUUACAGCUAUACCUAGAUGAGGCUUACAUAAAUUUUCAGUUAUUUGAAAAGGCAUUGGAUUUGUUUGAGGAUGAUCCUUCAACUUCCGUUAUUCUACAUAGGCAUUUGCUACGAACUACAGCUACAGAAAUGGUAGACAGGAUUCUGUCAACACUGGAUUUUGAUAUGAAGCUCCAAAAUGGAGAUGCUGAAGAUGCAUUGCAGAACAUUGAACUUCAUUCUUUGAAUCCUGGGGAAAGGAUAUCUCUGGCAAAAGGUUUUCUUGGUUUUCUAUCAACCAGGGCCCUUGAAAUGGUAGAAGCAUUGGAAGGAAAGCGUGUGGAGUCAUUCUCUACUGCUUUAGGUCUGCUAGCAAAAGAAAGUGGCCUCUGGUUAAAGAGGUUGGACAAGAAGAUUGAAAGAACAGUUUUGCACUCUUAUCGCAAGGCUCUUGCAUCUCAAAUUGAAGCUGAAAGUGACCCAGUAGCCCUUUUACCAAAGGUUGUGGCACUGCUCUAUGUGCAGGUAUACAACAAAGCUUUACAAAUCCCUGGCAGAAUAAUGGCUGUAGCUGUUUCUCGAUUGAAGGAGCGGGUCCCUGACAUGGUAUACACGACUGUGAUGGAGUAUCAAUUAGCAACGGUCACACUUCUAGCAUUAUUAUCAGCUGGAAGUUAUAGUGAAGAUGAUUGUACAGCAGACAGAAUAAUGAGUAAAAGAGAAUUCCUGGAGAGCAGAAUGCCCAAUUUAAAAGCACUUCCAUCAGCCUUGUCUUCUGGAAACACAGUUGCAGUCACCAAUUCUUAGAUAAAUUAUGCUAACAACCACAUUCGUACAGUUGUGUGCAUGUUUAAUAGGUAUUGCCUAUUUUCCUUCAAUCCGACUGUCCUGUCUACUUUUGUAUGUUGGAUCUUGUCAAUAUGAAAGUUAACCUUAAUGUAACAUGACUCUAGCUUUAGAGUGAGAGGACUUCACACAUUCUAGAGGCGGCUGUUCGAGUCCAGACUUGUAAGGUUUAUUUUAAGGCAAAAUGAUAAUAUAGUUUUAAUUUAUGUAGUUGUCAAGCGCACUCUAUCAAAUUCAUAUGGUCAAUCAUAUCCUCUCCCCGUUUCUCCUGGGGCAGGAUGAAAUUUUCAGUAAAGAAGCUAAGAUAUGUUCUUCUUUGUGUGAAUGUA